AUGAGGACAAGCAAGAGAAGUGCUCCUGUCACACAGACACAGUCAGUUCACAGUUCUCACUGUAAAGAAGAAGCUGUCACCAAAUCAAAGUAUCAAUCUAGUGGGAAGGUCCAUUCUUUCUCUCGCAAGUUUCGUCAUUAUCUCUCUGUUGCUUUGCCUAUAAUAUAUGCCAUUCCAAUUUUCUCAACCUUUGCUUUGAUUUAUGUCACAGCAGAGUUGAUAUUUGCUAAUGAUGCAUGCUCUACACAGUGGGGUGAAAAUAAAAGCACAGUUAUAAAAGCAACAGUUUCUACAUACGUUGCUGAGUUCUUUAUCUUUUUGGGCUUUCCCAUAGCUGGUUGGCUAGCUGACACUAAAUAUGGACGAUUUAAAAUGCUAACAUUUAGUUUGUGGUGUCUGUGGUUUGGAUUGGUAUCUCUAACACUUGGAUCUGUGUUUUAUCCAGGCCUGUCAUGCAAUGAAAAUACAUUCCUCUAUUAUGUGGGACGUUUCAUCCUUUUGCCAUCUUCAAUAAUACUACUCGAAACAAGCAUUAUAACAUUUUUUCCAAACAUCUUGGCUUUUAUAGUUGAUCAAAUGGUAGAUUCACCAAACAGCAUUGUAGGUAGUGUUGUUCGUUGGUUUGCUUGGGCACUAUUUGUCUCAAUAUUUUUUGGUUAUCUAUUAGUGCUACCAUUCACUUUCAAACCAACUGAUGUUAUUGAGCAUUUUCCAAUUGUCCCGUUGUUAUGGACAGUGGCUUCAUCAAUGGCUCUUCUACUUCACUUCUUUUCACAAUCAAUCUACACCAAGACACUACCAAAUCCAAUGAAAAGCCCGUACAAGAUAAUUUAUGGUGUCUUGAAGUUCACAUACCAGCACAAAGUACCAGUCAAUCGUAGUGCACUUACUUACUGGGAAGAAGAUGCACCAAAAAGAAUAGAUAUUGCCAAAAGCAAGUAUGGAGGGCCUUACACAACAGAAAAUGUUGAAGAUGUCAAGACGUUUGGUCGAGUGAUGUUUGUUAUAUUAUGUCUUUGUAUUUAUUACUUAUCUUAUGCAAGCCUCUCUACACAAAUGCUGCCAUUUCUAGAACAUUUGCAAUACACCGAUGACUUGGAAUCAUCCAAAUGGAUCAUUUAUCUGUUAGAUCCACUCUUGCCAAUCAUCAGCAUUCCCAUUCUGGAAUUGAUUGUGCUUCCACUCUAUCCAAAGUUUGAAUACAUUCUUACAAAGUUUUUCAAAUCUAUUGGUAUUGGAGUACUUGCCCUGCUUGCCAGCACUAGUUCCUUUCUAAUAAUCGACAUUAUUGCACAUGUAGCUACAAAUGAUGAUGAUGAUGUCUGUUUCUUAGAUUGGUCAAACAAAAAUUCUACAAAAUCCAUUUCAUAUGCUUGGGUUAUAAUCCCAGCAUUAUUCCUGGGCAUAUCAGACCUAUUGGUGGCUCCAUCUGUCUUCACAUUCAUAUGCAGUCAAGCACCAUACAAUAUGAGAGGAAUGAUACUUGGAUUCUUUAUGCUCAUACAACAAGUUAUGUUUUAUUUUGGUGACCAGCUGGCAAUAUUUUUUACUAUUGGUGCACACAAGUUUCCAUUCAGUUGUGGUGCAUGGUACUGGGGAAUGCAAGUAAUUCUCAGCAUAUUGGCAAUAGUCUCAUUCGUAGUAGCUGCACGAUUUUACAAGAAGAGAGAAAGACAAGAAAUUGAUAACUAUGUAAGAAUAAUUGAGGACAUUUACGAGAAAAGAUUAGAAAAAGAUGAGGAACAAAGAUUGUCCAUUCUUACAGAAGAAAAUGUAAUCAACUAA
Molecule: messenger RNA, 1785 nt
Organism: Amphimedon queenslandica
Lineage: Eukaryota; Metazoa; Porifera; Demospongiae; Haplosclerida; Niphatidae
Product: solute carrier family 15 member 4-like
Exons: 1
Coding region: 1-1785 (594 amino acids)
Biological process (GO): transmembrane transport
Cellular component (GO): membrane
Molecular function (GO): transmembrane transporter activity
Source: RefSeq, a predicted model, not a curated record